This is a messenger RNA of Trifolium pratense (red clover), 1309 nucleotides long. RefSeq names its product peroxidase N-like. NCBI's taxonomy places the organism in Eukaryota, Viridiplantae, Streptophyta, Magnoliopsida, Fabales, Fabaceae. Bases 115 to 1107 code for a protein of 330 amino acids. Gene Ontology annotation, biological process: hydrogen peroxide catabolic process; response to oxidative stress. Gene Ontology annotation, molecular function: heme binding; peroxidase activity. The record is from RefSeq and is a predicted model, not a curated record. The transcript is spliced from 4 exons.
GUGGUCUAUAAAUUAAGCCUUGGCCCUUGAGGUUUCCACAUUCAUCGUGGCCUACCCUCUUGAAUAAUCUGCAUCCCUUCCUUUUAUCUUAGGCUAGUAAUUAAGUAAUUAACAAUGAAUAAGUCAUUUAGAUGGAGCUGUUAUUACUUCUUGCUACUAAAUAUGUUUUUGUUGCAUUUGACAGUAAGGUCCCAACUGACAACAGAUUUCUAUAAGUCAUCAUGUCCUAACCUUACCAAAAUUGUAAGGAAAGAGGUUAUAAAAGCUAUAAUGAAUGAACAGCGAAUGGCUGCUUCUUUGAUUCGUCUUCACUUUCAUGACUGUUUUGUCAAUGGUUGUGAUGGAUCAAUAUUAUUAGAUGGUGGUGAUGAUUUUGAAAAAUCUGCUUUUCCUAAUAUAAACUCUGUUAGAGGAUUUGAUGUUAUUGAUACAAUCAAAAGUUCAGUGGAAAGUGCCUGUAGUGGAGUUGUCUCAUGUGCUGAUUUAGUAGCCAUAGCUGCCAGAGAUUCUGUUCUCCUUAGUGGUGGUCCUUCAUGGAGUGUUCUGCUAGGAAGAAGAGAUGGAACAAUCUCAAAUGGAUCACUGGCAAAUGUGGCACUUCCUUCUCCAUUUGAUCCACUAGAUACUAUUGUUUCAAAGUUUACUAAUGCAGGCCUCAAUCUCACAGAUGUUGUUUCUUUAUCAGGUGCGCAUACGAUCGGGAGAGCAAGGUGUGCACUAUUUAGCAACAGAUUGUUCAAUUUUUCUGGAACAGGUUCACCAGACAGUACACUAGACACGACCAUGCUGACCGACCUACAAAAUUUAUGUCCUCAAACUGCAGAUGGAAACACAACUGCUGUUCUUGAUAGAAACUCAUCUGAUUUAUUUGACAAUCAUUACUAUAAGAACUUGCUCAAUGGAAAGGGUCUUCUUAGUUCUGAUCAGAUUCUGUUUUCUACUGAUGAAGCCAAUUCUACUUCUAAACCUAUAGUCCAAAGCUAUAUUGAUAAUAGUACACUUUUCUUUGGUGAUUUUGUCAAGUCUAUGAUCAAGAUGGGGAAUAUAAAUCCAAAGACUGGAUCUGAUGGUGAGAUUAGGAAGAGCUGCAGAGUGAUAAAUUCUUAGUAAUAUGUAUUAGGAUUUGUAAAAUAUGAAAUAAGUGGAAGCUUAGGAGUGUGUCUUCCUUGUGAUAGUGCAGUUAUGAUGGUGUUGCUAACUUGUAAUGUUGUUGUUUGUAAGAAAAUUUGUAUGUGGGGGGUGUGCUUAUGAAACAAAAUAGAAUCAUAUAUAAAAUAAAUAAAAAAUCUAAAGAGAAUAUUGUUGUUGA